UGGGCGGGGCGCGGCGCCUGGGCGUGUGCGGCGGCCGCCGGCGGGGCGCGCUCCCGCGGCCGCUCCCGCUCCCCCCCGCGCUCGCACAUUGUCCGGGCGGCGGCGGCGGGCGGGCGGCGGCGGCAGAGCGCCCCGGCGCCCGGUGCCAAUGCGGGGCGGGCGCGGCACGCCGGGGGCGCCUCCACCACCGCGGUGGAAACUUCACCUCGCCGCCGGGCCGACGCACGGCUGAGCGGGGCGGCAGCCCCCGGCGGCGGCAGGGGCUCGCUGUGCUUGAAGGGAGUUUUUUUUUUUUUUUUCCUUAAAAAAAAAAGAAAAAAUUAUUAUUCUCCCUUAAACUUCCGCCCCCCUCCCCUUCCAGGAGGUGCCUCCCGCCUGGCGGGGCGUGCGAGCCGGGGGACUUGAGCCAUCCCCAGACAAGAGGACCCUAUUUCUCUGCCGGGCUGGUGAGCCAUCCAAAGGGUGGUGGUGCUCCUGGAAGUCCUGAGCUGGGGUCGGCUGGAAGAUGACUGAGUACAAGCUGGUGGUGGUGGGAGCUGGUGGUGUUGGGAAGAGCGCUUUGACGAUACAGCUCAUUCAGAACCAUUUCGUCGAUGAAUAUGACCCCACGAUAGAGGAUUCCUACAGAAAGCAAGUCGUCAUUGAUGGAGAGACCUGUUUGUUAGACAUCUUGGACACAGCAGGGCAAGAGGAGUACAGUGCCAUGAGAGACCAGUACAUGAGAACAGGGGAGGGGUUCCUGUGCGUCUUCGCCAUUAACAAUACAAAGUCUUUUGAAGAUAUUCACCAGUACAGAGAGCAGAUCAAGAGGGUGAAAGACUCGGAUGAUGUUCCCAUGGUGCUGGUGGGAAAUAAAUGUGACCUGCCAGCCCGGACAGUGGAGACGCGGCAAGCACAGGACCUGGCCCGCAGUUACGGGAUCCCUUACAUAGAAACGUCUGCCAAAACCAGACAGGGCGUUGAAGAUGCCUUCUACACCUUAGUGCGGGAGAUCCGUCAGCACAAACUACGCAAGCUGAAUCCGCCGGAUGAGAGCGGCCCUGGCUGCAUGAACUGUAAAUGUGUGAUAUCGUGACUACGCUGACUGGACUGUGACUUGGAGGGGUUUCCACUGUGCAGAGCACAAGGAAAGAGGUGAAGCGAAAGAAGAAACAAAUGGAUUUGGGGAGGAGUAUGGGAGGAGGGGGAGAGGAAGAGGAGGAGAAAGAGGACAGGGGGACCAUGAGCCCCUCCAUGGACUAUCUCGCACUUCACCCAGGCCUGCAGCAAACGACUUUUUUUUCUUUCCCCAUCCCCUCCUCCUUUGGCCUCCUCCCAUCCCGGCAACUGUACAAAGCCACAGAUUGAAUCACAGUAAAUUAUUAUUUGAUGGUCUCGACAAA
This is a messenger RNA of Dromaius novaehollandiae (emu), 1382 nucleotides long. RefSeq names its product HRas proto-oncogene, GTPase (gene HRAS). Gene Ontology annotation, molecular function: GTPase activity; GDP binding; GTP binding. The transcript is spliced from 7 exons. Gene Ontology annotation, cellular component: plasma membrane. The coding region runs from base 506 to 1075 and encodes 189 amino acids. The record is from RefSeq and is a predicted model, not a curated record. Lineage: Eukaryota; Metazoa; Chordata; Aves; Casuariiformes; Dromaiidae. Gene Ontology annotation, biological process: Ras protein signal transduction.